Orbicella faveolata is the source of this 1259-nucleotide messenger RNA. Its product is annotated as melanocortin receptor 4-like. Gene Ontology annotation, cellular component: membrane. NCBI's taxonomy places the organism in Eukaryota, Metazoa, Cnidaria, Anthozoa, Scleractinia, Merulinidae. Gene Ontology annotation, molecular function: G protein-coupled receptor activity. Gene Ontology annotation, biological process: G protein-coupled receptor signaling pathway. The record is from RefSeq and is a predicted model, not a curated record.
AAGCUGUCAAUGAUAUAUGUAAUAACAUGUUUGAAGAAACAGCAAGCGCCAGAAAAGGCGUUUCGAAUGUCCAUCUUUUAAAAGAAGCAUAGUGUAUAACUCACUUCGUGACUUUACUACACUGGGAAGUGUUAGCAGUGAUAGUUAACCGCAGUGUGUGGUCAAACAUUAUCUUGCAGGUUUAUAUGGCAGCAGAAAACUUUACUGGAGAUGGACGGCAGAAACUAUUAUGUUCCGAGGGUUUAGCUGCUGGACUAUACAGCCACUUGACAUUUCUUUUAGUUUUAAACUCUUUUCUGUCCGUUACUGCAUUUCUCGGGAAUGCUCUGAUUCUAAUUGCUCUCCCCAAGGAGUCUACCCUUUUUCCGCCGUCCAAACUCUUGCUUCGUAGCCUUUCAACAACUGAUCUCUGUGUUGGUCUUAUUUCGGAGCCUCUCGCUGUUACCUAUUGGAUGUCUGAGGUGAAUGAACAUUGGAAUAUUUGUCGCUAUGUAUCAGUGGCAAGUUUUUUCUCAGCCUCUGUUUUGUGUGCAGUGUCUCUAAUGAUAUUGACUGCGAUAAGCGUAGACAGACUUCUCGCCCUGUUGUUGGGACUGAAAUACAGACAAGUUGUAACUUUAAAGCGAACCUACGUGAUCGUUAUUAGCUUUUGGAUUGUGUCUACUGCCACUGCAGCAAUGUGGUUUUGGAAUCCCGUUAUAACUCUAUGGUAUAGCUUGAUAGGUGUACCAAUGUGUCUACUAAUCUCGACCUUCUCUUACGCAAAGAUUUUUCUCAAGCUCCGUCAUCAUCAAAAUCAAGUACAAGGUCAUGUUCAACAACCGAACCAAACAAAUCAUCUGAACAUAGCUCGAUAUAAAAAGGCAGUGUCUACUGCAAUAUGGCUGCAACUGACGCUGGUCGCUUGUUAUCUACCCUAUGGUAUAGCGGAGGCUUUGGUGACUAGUAGUGGACGAUCUUCACCUGUUUCUCACAUUCGGUUUUAUACAGCCACUUUAGUUCACCUGAACUCGUCAUUAAAUCCGAUACUUUACUGCUGGAAGAUAGUAGAAGUCAGACAAGCAGUAAAGAACAUAAUCCGACAAAUUCUUUGUCAUUGUUUUUCGGGUUAAUCCUGUAGACAACGACAAAAGAUUAAAAACUUAUUGGUGUUUGCAAGUUAAGAUUUUAGCAGGUUAAUUCUCUUCAGGGUUGUCUUGAAUUAAAGCUGGUGCUUAUUCUUAUAAUUUAUCGGUAUUAUUUGUUUCAGGAGCAGUAAG